ACAAGGCAUCAUGAAGGCUCUGACUCUCCUCUCCAUCUGUGCUCUCCUGUCCCUGUCCUGGUCCAUGGGAGCUGUUGAGCCAGAGGUUGUCGUGGACCCCGCUGCCGACACAGCCGAUGAAGCUGCACCUGCUGCUGACCCUGUGGCUGCUGACCCCCCAGCUGCCGCCCCCGAUUCAUCCUCCUCAUCGGAGUCUUCCUCCUCCUCUGAGUCUGAUUCGACCUCAUCCUCUGAAUCUGACUCCAACUCUUCCUCAGACUCUUCAGCAUCUGAUUCUAACUCCAGCUCCUCUUCCUCUGAAUCUUCUUCCUCUGAGUCAGACUCCGCCAACUCUGACUCUUCCUCUUCUUCUUCUUCUUCUUCAUCCUCCGAGUCUUCAUCGGAGUCAGCCAGUGCUGAGGCGGCUCAGGUGGUUAUGAAGAGAGACCUGGCUGCGGUUCUCCUGAGGAGAAGAAGAGCUGCCCCAUCAGGAGACCUCACCCCUCUGCAGCUGGAAAGCCUGAGAGAGGUGUGCGAGGUGAACGUCGCCUGUGACGAGAUGGCUGACACUCAAGGCAUCGUUGCCGCAUAUAACGCCUACUAUGGACCUGUCCCUUUCUAGGUUACAGACUCAUUCACAUGGGAACUGUUUUCUCUGUCAUUUUUGUAAUAGAACGGCGCAACAACUCCCCU
Molecule: messenger RNA, 672 nt
Organism: Micropterus dolomieu (smallmouth bass)
Lineage: Eukaryota; Metazoa; Chordata; Actinopteri; Centrarchiformes; Centrarchidae
Product: osteocalcin 2-like
Exons: 4
Coding region: 11-601 (196 amino acids)
Biological process (GO): osteoblast differentiation; bone development; response to vitamin K
Cellular component (GO): extracellular region
Molecular function (GO): hydroxyapatite binding; calcium ion binding; structural constituent of bone
Source: RefSeq, a predicted model, not a curated record